Molecule: messenger RNA, 3781 nt
Organism: Spea bombifrons (plains spadefoot toad)
Lineage: Eukaryota; Metazoa; Chordata; Amphibia; Anura; Pelobatidae
Gene: PAPOLG
Product: poly(A) polymerase gamma
Exons: 22
Coding region: 204-2459 (751 amino acids)
Cellular component (GO): nucleus
Molecular function (GO): poly(A) RNA polymerase activity; RNA binding
Source: RefSeq, a predicted model, not a curated record
AUGCUGGGAAUCAUUUGGAUCUACCGGUGAUUGUGGCGGCGGAGGCCGCCAUGUUGGGCGCGUUUUGAUGUUAUAAAUGAGAAGCGUUGGCCUGCUUGGCGACGUAUUGGAUGGUCACUUUGCCGUCUCGUUUUUGGGACCUGGACGAUUCGGAAACGAUUUGUUGAGUCCGUCUGAGGUUUUUUGAGCUGAAGCCGUGAGCCAUGCGAGAGAUGUUUUCGAGUGGCGUGCCAGAUGUCCAGCCCCAGAAACAUUAUGGCAUCACCUCAGCGAUUAGUUGGGCUGGCCCCAAAGAUAUUGAUCAUAUUUACACCCAGAAGCUCAUAGAGGCCAUGAGACCCUUUGGUGUGUUUGAAGAUGAUGAGGAACUCAGUCAUAGGCUAGUUGUGUUGGGUAAACUGAACAAUAUGGUGAAAGAAUGGAUUGCAGAACUUGGAGAAUGCAAGAGUCUUCCUCCUACAAUCAUAUCAGCAGCCGGUGGCAAAAUCUUCACAUUUGGCUCCUACAGGCUUGGGGUGCACACAAAAGGAGCCGAUAUCGACGCAUUGUGUGUUGCACCGCGACAUGUUGAACGCGCUGAUUUUUUUCAGUCCUUUGCCGAGAAGUUAAAGCAUCAAGAGGGCAUUAAAAAUUUAAGGGCUGUGGAAGAUGCCUUUGUUCCAGUUAUUAAAUUUGAAUUCCUUAAUAUUGAGAUCGAUUUAGUGUUUGCCAGACUGCCUUUACAGUGCAUCCCAGACAAUUUGGAUUUACGUGAUGAUUCGGGUUUAAAAAACUUGGAUAUAAGAUGUAUAAGGAGCUUAAAUGGAUGCAGAGUCACAGAUGAAAUUCUCCAUUUAGUACCCAACAAAGAAAAUUUCAGGUUAACCCUCAGAGCUAUAAAACUGUGGGCAAAAAGGCGUGGGAUUUACUCAAAUGUGUUGGGAUUUCUUGGAGGGGUGUCUUGGGCCAUGCUGGUUGCCAGGACAUGUCAGUUGUACCCAAAUGCUGUGCCAUCUACACUUGUGCACAAGUUCUUCUUGGUAUUUUCAAAAUGGGAAUGGCCUAAUCCUGUGUUGCUAAAACAGCCAGAAGAGAGUAAUCUGAAUUUACCGGUGUGGGAUCCAAGGGUGAACCCAGCUGACCGCUAUCACUUAAUGCCAAUAAUAACUCCUGCAUAUCCUCAACAAAACUCCACGUACAAUGCUUCUACAUCAACACGUGCAAUUAUGGUAGAGGAGUUUAAGCAAGGUCUGACAGUCACUGAUGAAAUUCUUCUUGGAAAGGCAGAUUGGUCAAAACUUUUUGAACCUCCAAACUUUUUUCAGAAAUACAAGCAUUAUAUUGUCUUAACUGCAAGCGCAUGUACAGAAGAGCAUCACCUCGAAUGGGUUGGCUUGGUUGAAUCUAAAAUUCGAGUGCUUGUUGGGAACUUGGAAAGAAAUGAGUUCAUUACACUUGCCCAUAUAAACCCUCAGUCUUUCCCUGGGAAUAAAGAGCUUUGCAAAGAUAAUGAAUAUAUGUCAAUGUGGUUCCUUGGAAUUCAUUUUAAGAAGGUGGAGAACGCUGAAAGUGUUAAUAUUGAUUUAACCCAUGAUAUACAGUCAUUCACUGACACAGUAUACAGACAAGCAAAUAACAUUAACAUGCUAAAGAAGGGAAUGAAGAUUGAAGCAACCCAUGUUAGGAAGAAGCAACUCCAUUACUACCUUCCUGUCGAAAUGCUGCACAAAAGGAAAAAGCAAAGUGUGCCAGAUAUUAGCAGAUCAGCUUCUGGAUUAUCCUCCAAAAGAUCAUCUUUAGAUGGAAAUUACUUGGACAGCUCUAGAGAUACAGACACAGGCACACCGUGUCAAUCUCCUACUUCAUGUCAUCAGAAUUCCAAAUCUGAAAGUCCUACUCUACCUCCAUCACAAAGCCAAGCCAUACCAGAGGAAAUUUCGUCAUCUCUGUUUCCGUGCUCCCAGAGCGUGGAUGCGGCUUCAGAAGUCGCCCAAGGAUUCUCAAUUCCGGUUAUAGUGUCAAAGUCCAAGUCUACUGUGGCCAUGAAAGAGGGCGUCCAUUCAUCUGGCUGCAGCAUUCCAACAGUAGUAGGACUGAAUGUUGUUCCACGUCAUCAAUCACCCCCAAAGCAUUCUCAGGAGCAACAUCCCCAGAACGGACUAGUGAACUUGAGCCCAAAAAGUGCUGCCGCCAAAAGGACUCAUCCACCUUGUUUGGAGGGUUCUUCAAAAAGAAUUAAGGAUGCUGAAAAGGAUAUGGGAUUAGCAGAUUCUGCAUUGAUAGAGCCAUGUCCUAAAGAGGAGGAAACAAUCAGGCAAGCUGUGGAAAGGAUUAUUGUUGAGCCUAUGCCUAUCCCCACUAUUGAGAGAUGUAGAUCACAGCGACUACCCAGUAAAGAACUUCCAGAUGCUUCUUCACCAGUGCCAACCAGUAACAUCAGAGUCAUUAAAAACUCUAUUAGGCUAACUCUAAACCGGUAACUACAGUUUAUACUCGGGCUGCAACACGAGAAGCAAUAAUCUGCUAUGUUAGGUGAUCUAAAAAAUAUUAUGGCUCAUGAACUGUCUACGUUUCAUACGUUUCAAACAUGGUGCUGUAUCAAACUAAUUGUUGAAUUUAUUUUCCAGUUGUGUACACUGCCAAACUAGAAUACAUAUUUUUAAGUAGCUUUUUUUAGAGUUUGCCAGUUUACACUUUGUAAAAGAUAUAAAAACAAAAAAAAAACACCAAACAUUUGACCCUUGUACAGUGUUACAAAUGUUAUUUCAAUUCCUCUAUUUGAUACCUGUGAAAAAUUGCUAAAAAUGAAAAAAAAGUAUUUAUUUUAUGUAUGUUUUUGUUAAUGAAGUGUUUGUUAUCAUGUAAUAGUUUCUGUCCACCUAACUGGUAUAGAUAAAAUGCGUUGUGCAAACUAACCCAGUGUUUAUUAGGCUAUAUGUAAGUUCCUGCGACAGACUAUACGCUGCAGGAACCUUUUGCUUCUCGAGCCUUGAUGGGCUUAAGUUUUUGUGCAAUAGUUUUCCUUCCCACCCAGAAAACUUAAUUCUGAGCUGCCUCCUGUGGAGGCCUGCAAGAAAAAUUAGCAUGACGAGUCCCUCAUUAACCACCCCUUUCCCCAACAAAUAUUUAAAUUUGCUUUGUUCAUUAGCACGCUUAGAUUUAAAUUAAACUUUUAAGUAUUCCCUGGUCUCUUUUGCUGCAAGCAGAACCGAAAAACUUGGCACCAGAUACUGCUGGGGAAGGGGGAUAUAUAUCUGCACCAAGUAGGUAAACAGAAACCGUGCUCUGUCGUCCUGCCCCCGUCUACUGUAAGUGACCGAAGAAAAGCCACAUAACUGCUGCCUGUGCCGCCGCAUACUCCAAAAACUCAGGAAUUUAGAACAUGGCUUGAAAGCAAUACGUUUUAAGUGCUUCAAUUAUGUCAAGGAUUUUUUUUUUUUUAAUACAGAGCAUGUAACACACAAUUCAUACACUUCUGUUUUGUAUGCAAUAUAAAUUUCCACCUUUUUCAAAAAAAAAGUGUGCCUUUUUCUUUUAUGUUGGUUUUAUAUUCAGUGUUCUUUGACUUUUUUUCUUGUUUUACUGGCGGAAUCGGCCAAUGAGAUCAUGUAUCCGACAUGAGAGGAAGCAACCCUGGGUAUUAAUAGGUUCCGAAAAGAUCUAGGGAAGAGAUUAAUUACAGAAAUGCUGCGUAAAGCACGUCAACAUUUUUACCUGCCUUUUCUGUGUUUCCCUUCUGUGUGUAUGUGUUUAAUGGGACAUAUUGAAAUAUUUGCAUGUUAAAAUAAAAACCUAAGAAAUA